CCGGACUCAAGCCGAACCCUCCACUCAGACCACUGGCGCGGGCCUCAAGACACCCACGACACACUCCGAUUCCAAUCGACCGAGAAGACGAACGACGACCGAAGACGACAUGGCCAAGUUCAGCAAAGAUGUCUCGAGCUCCCGCCGUAAGUCGCGGAAGGCCCAUUUCCAAGCCCCUUCGCACGAAAGACGGAUUAUCAUGUCUUCUGGUCUGUCGAAAGAGCUAAGGGCUAAGUACAACGUUCGAUCCAUGCCCAUCCGAAAAGACGACGAGGUUGUUGUCGUCAGGGGAGCUUUCAAGGGACGCGAGGGCAAAGUCUUAUCGGUAUACCGUAAGAAAUACGUGAUCCAUGUCGACAAGGUCACCCGGGACAAAGCCUCUGGACAAACAGUCCAAAUUGGUGUUCACCCUUCAAAGGUCGUCAUUUCCAAACUCUACCUCGACAAGGACCGCAAAGCAAUCUUGGCAAGGAAAGAUCGGGGAAGCCCAAAGGAGAAAAUGCAAGUCGAUUGAGGUUCUUGGAAGUCGAAAUCUAAUUGUUCUCCCAUUUGCAAAUGAUCCUCUAUGUCCCAAAAAGAAACUCUCGCCAUUUUCCAACUCCUAUGCCAAUUUUUCACUCAUAUCGAGAGUAAAUUGUAUGGCCUUGCCAUCGCACAACACAUCAUGCUACUUGUCAUCAUGUUCACCCCCAAGUAAUUGACCGCGGGAUCCUAUCAAUCCCCCUCAUAAGGCAUUGUUAAUUCUUCUUAGAUAGAGCUCAUGGAGGUAACUAUGUGCUAGAAAGUUAACACUCUGUUUGGCCUUCGAGACAGGCAGUUUGUGAACACUUGAUUCAGUAACCUUGCUUUUGCUCCCCACUCAUUAGCAAAGUGUUAUAAGACCCGAAUUUUAGCCCAACCCGAUUGAUGAUAAUCGUAUGGUAAUGAGAAAA
Molecule: messenger RNA, 932 nt
Organism: Puccinia graminis f. sp. tritici CRL 75-36-700-3
Lineage: Eukaryota; Fungi; Basidiomycota; Pucciniomycetes; Pucciniales; Pucciniaceae
Product: 60S ribosomal protein L26
Exons: 4
Coding region: 110-514 (134 amino acids)
Biological process (GO): cytoplasmic translation; ribosomal large subunit biogenesis
Cellular component (GO): cytosolic large ribosomal subunit; ribosome
Molecular function (GO): structural constituent of ribosome; RNA binding
Source: RefSeq, a predicted model, not a curated record